AACGUCACAUAAUACUAGAGCUAAAUUUAGACAUUACAUGUUUGUGUGUAACACGCUUUUUCAGAAAACGGAUCGGAUUUUUCAUUUUUGGUUUCCGAUCUUUGCCGACAUUGCCAAGUAGUAUUAGGGGAAGAAGUCAAUCGUACUAUUUUAGUACAAACCGGGUACCAGGGUUGGAUUUAACAUAAUACUGUGCAGUGCAUAACAGAAAUUGAAUCAAACGCUACAUUAAUUUCUGCACACAAACAGAUUGCUAACCGAAAACAUGGAUGUAAAUGUGUUAUGUGUAGUAGUUCUGUUCAUGCUGGUGUCGUUUCAUCGGUUGUCGUUCAGCCUUCCUGAUACAUUGGAGAAUUCCGCAAGCUUAGAGAUGAAAACCUCUGCUGAUUGUCCGGCUACGACCGAUUCUACCCAUGGACAGUGGUCUGAGAGUGUGAAGGACGGCGCGAUAGAAUGUGAACUGAGGUGUGAUGGAGGCUACGAACCAAACACAUGUAACGUUUUGAUGAAAACGGGAAACGGCACGUGGGAUAAACAAGUCCCAAACUGUGUCAAAGAACCUUGGACACAUACGAUUUGGGGAAAACUUAUCCUUUCGGUAGUGGCGGGCGUAGGUGGAGUCGUUGCAGUUCCACUUUGCCUAUGUUUAAUCGGUUUCACGUGCAGCGGAGUGCGUGGUGGUUCAUGUGCUGCUUAUACGCAGACUCCAGACACUGAAGCCGGAAGUUGCUUUGCUUGUUGUCAGAGCACAGGUGCCAAGGGGUGUACUGCAUGGUUUUUGGUUCCAUUUAUCGUGGUCUUCACAGUCACGUGUGUGUUGUUGUUCGUCUUAAGUAGUGCCAAAUGCUAAUUAGACUAAGAUUGGAAAAUGAACAUCGAACAAAAUAGAUUUUCCUUAUACAAAUAUUAUAUGCUAUCAAAUUAAGCCUCAUGAAUAGACACAAAUAAUUAUAAACCCAAAAAUCCGCAAUAGACAAUUUAAUUUUUAUUCGGAUUGAUUUAAACAUAGACUUUAGAUCUGUAGUUCGGACUAAUACGUUCAUAUUGAUAAUAAAUCUAAUAUCACAGAAA
Dreissena polymorpha is the source of this 1071-nucleotide messenger RNA. RefSeq lists its product as uncharacterized. The coding region runs from base 266 to 850 and encodes 194 amino acids. The transcript is spliced from 5 exons. Lineage: Eukaryota; Metazoa; Mollusca; Bivalvia; Myida; Dreissenidae. Gene Ontology annotation, cellular component: membrane. The record is from RefSeq and is a predicted model, not a curated record.